AUGGACGAAAUAUCGUUGCUGAAGAAACGCACUUCAGCUGAAGCUCUGCACAACAUGACUCGCAAUGAGGACCCCAACCCACCGACGUCCAAACUAAAACGAUCUUUCUCACUUAAGCGUGACCUAAUACGCAACAAACACGUGAAACCUGGCGAUGUAGAGGAUGCUAGACUAAAGUUGUCGAUGCUGAGGAAACCGUCAUCAUGGAACAAGGUACUUGGGAAAAUGUUGCAGAAAAUGUCAUACCUAGGCUUACAACAAGACAAGAGCAAUCUAUGUUCCAAGUAUGAUGCUUAUGUCUCACGCUCGUCAACAGACAUCUACAACGAUAACACCUAUCAAACUCCAAAAAUUUUAAGCGGUGACAAAGUUCCGGGUGUGGUUGGUCUACGUAACCAAGGAAAUACAUGUUUCAUAAAUGCUGUAUUACAGUGCUUAAGUCAUACAGAUGUUCUAGCCAGAUAUUUUGUUAUGGAUCAAUACAAAAUGGACCUUACUCGAAGAAAUAAGUUGAACUCAAAAAAAUAUGGUACACGCGGAGAGAUGACUGAACAGCUGGCAUUAUUAUUGAAAUCUAUAUGGCUAUGCAAAUAUGACCCAGACAUGUCAAAUCAAUUUAAAACAAUUGUAGACAAAUAUGGUACCCAAUAUCGAGGAAAUAAUCAGCAUGACGCACAAGAAUUCUUAUUAUGGCUUUUGGAUAAGGUUCAUGAAGAUUUAAACAUAGCUACAAAAAAAAAAUAUAAAACAAUUAGAAACACAUUUGGGAGGCCUGAUGAGCAAGUAGCAGCUGAGACACUUGCUAAUCAUAUACGUUGCAAUGAGUCCUUUAUACAUGAUGUAUUUCAAGCCCAAUUUAAAUCCUCACUUACAUGUCCGCGCUGCAUGCGUCAAUCCAAUACAUUCGAUCCCUUUUUGUGUAUAUCAAUACCAGUACCACAAUGUUAUUCAAUGCCCGUUUUUAUAACUGUUAUUUAUACUUCCCAACAACCAAGAGAUGUUAAACUUGGAUUGUCUCUUCCAGUUGAUAGUAGUAUAGCUGAAUUUCGAGAGUUAUUAUGGUCUUAUACUGGUAUAUAUCAAGAGCAUAUGUUAAUUACUGAAAUAACUGAUAUCGGUUUUAAUCGAACAUUUUGUGAUUCUAUGCCAGCAUCUAUGAUAAAAGAAUCAGAUCCCUUAUACUGUUUAGAACUCCCAAAAUUGAAUGACUGCAGUAACGAGAGUGGACCUUACUUAUUACUGUGUUGGGUUAAUAUUCUUGUUGUUGAAGAUCAAUGUUCAAGAUUUGGAAGUGCUUAUACCAUGCAAAUAUGUCGUGAAACAUCCUAUAAGGACCUUCAAAAACUUUUAUUGAAAGAAAUGGCAGUGAUGUUACAUGAUGAUAUAUUAACAACUGAUCAAGAAAUACCAUUAUUUGGUAUACGAUUGGCUGAUGCAAGUGAUUUACCUCAAUAUUUAGAUCCAACAGUUGAAUUACCUCUUUUUACCGAUCCAAUUGAUCAAGCAUUAGCUAUGUCUGGAGAUCAACCUCAUGUAAAAUUAAUUCUUGAGUGGAAUCUCCAUGCUAAGGAAGCAACGAUUGCCGAUCAUUGUGAUCAAGUUGAAGAGCAUGCCAGUGUAAAACAGCUUAAAUUAAAUUCUGAAAAGGGAACAUCUAUUACGCUUGAACAGUGUUUUGAUCUGUAUACAAAAGAAGAGGUAUUAGGACCAGAAAAUGCUUGGCAUUGUCCACAAUGUAAUCUUAAACAAGAAGUUGUGAAGAAACUUGGCUUAUGGACUUUACCUGAUAUUCUGGUGGUUCACCUAAAACGGUUUAGACAAUCUCUUUCACUACCGUCAUCUCGACAGCACAAUAACAGGCAACCAACAAAACUUUCAGUACUUGUAGAUUUCCCUUUGUUUAGUUUUGAUAUGACCCCACAUUUAGCUAUAGGUCGGGAUGUUAGGGUACCACUGAAGCCUCUAGCUUCUCGUCGAUUAUCUUCUAUACAGGAUCGUAACCUAUAUGAUCUUUAUGCUGUAUGCAAUCAUCAUGGAUCAGAUCCUCAUAGUGGACAUUAUACUGCAUUUUGCAAAAAUCCAUAUGAUAAACAAUGGUACAGUUUUGAUGAUACUAAAGUUACACCAAUACCUGAUACUUCUCUGGUCACGACAUCAGCAUACAUGUUGUUUUACCAACGGCGAGAUAUGAUUCUCAAUAAUUCUGACCAUUGGGCCACACGGUUACAUGCACACAUAUCAAAUAGCCAUUCGGUUGGACAAAUAGUUGAUAAUAUAGAGCACAAUAACGAUGAUAUUGCAGAGUUAAGUGAUUCACCAUCAAGUCAUACCAUUUCCAGGUCAUCGACAGUUGAAAAUGAUAUGGUGUUUUCGAGACCAAGUUCACCUAUGGUAAAUGGUAGAAGGCCGUCUGAUCUUUCUCUUGAUGAUACCGAAAAAAAUUUCAAGAAACUUUUACAUAAUGCUAAAGAAUCGUGUAUUUAA
Macrosiphum euphorbiae (potato aphid) is the source of this 2484-nucleotide messenger RNA. The record is from the annotation of a GenBank genome assembly. Lineage: Eukaryota; Metazoa; Arthropoda; Insecta; Hemiptera; Aphididae.